Syngnathoides biaculeatus (alligator pipefish) is the source of this 1189-nucleotide messenger RNA. Its product is annotated as L-rhamnose-binding lectin SML-like. The record is from RefSeq and is a predicted model, not a curated record. Bases 319 to 1056 code for a protein of 245 amino acids. The transcript is spliced from 11 exons. Gene Ontology annotation, molecular function: carbohydrate binding. NCBI's taxonomy places the organism in Eukaryota, Metazoa, Chordata, Actinopteri, Syngnathiformes, Syngnathidae.
UUUUCCCCCCACAAUAGAGGAGACUCGCGCCAUUCUGGGCAAAAUCAAACGGAAUCCGUAUGAUUUGUGAUAUACGGCCGUAUACGUAAGACUCACCGCAAAAUCCGAAGGAACUACGGCUAAACCGUUACGAGUUGACAGUGCUGAAUGGAGGAGGGUCACAAGACGAUUCUUCGGCGCUACAGGAUCGAUAUAGUCACGAGUUUGGAGCCAUCAAGUCUCUACGACCGGCCUGCUGGAGAAAGGAGUGUUCACGGGAGACAUGAUCGAUAAAAUAAAGAUGGCCUUCAUAGAGGAGGAUGCACGAGGUAGGCUUAGAUGGGAAAAGACGACACCCUGUGGCGACCCCGAACGGGACAAGCCGAAAGGAAAAGAAGAAGAAGAAGAUACACUUUGCUGAUGGCAGCAAGUUUCAUCCUGACAGCAGUUGUCGAUUCUCGAGAGCGAGUGAGCACCUGUGACACGGACCCGUUGAACGUCCAUCGCCUAAACUGCGAAUCCGGAGUGAUCAGCGUCGAGGGGGCGCUCUACGGUCGCACCGACGCGGUGGUGUGCUCGGAGGGGCGACCGCCGCAGGAGCUGGCGAACACGCAGUGCGCUCAGCCGGGCGUCUUGACCACCCUCUCGACGAGGUGCAAUGGCAAAAAAUCCUGCGAGGUGAACACGGCGCCUUUCCGCAAUCCCGACCCCUGUUCCGGCAUCCUCAAAUACCUGGAGACCAAUUUCACCUGCUUGCCCGCAAUUACUGUCGUGGCUUGUGAGGGUUCUUUGGCACAACUGUUUUGUGAUGAAGGGCAAGUUAUUUUCGUCUACGGCGCCGACUACGGACGCCGCGACGCGACCACGUGCACGUUCGGAAGGCCUGAGCAGCAGAUCCGAAACAGCCAGUGCCUGCGCCCGAGUGGCAUCCCGGCCAACACGUGCAACGGGAGAAACAACUGCACGAUCGCGGCCACCAACGCCGUGUUUGGGGACCCCUGUGGGGGCACGUACAAGUACUUGGAGGUCGCCUACACAUGUGAAUAUCCGAUCGUCGAAGUCUCACAUGUUUGUUAGACAAACAUGGACUGCCACGUGAUCUGGAUGAAUUUAUAAUACGCAGCAAUAAAUGUAAGUGCAGGUUAGAUUAGUGUCAGUUAGGCAACAUCAAUGUAUACUUGUAUUAAAAAAAUAAAUGUCUUAACGAAGA